Molecule: messenger RNA, 1536 nt
Organism: Culicoides brevitarsis
Lineage: Eukaryota; Metazoa; Arthropoda; Insecta; Diptera; Ceratopogonidae
Gene: CSN3
Product: COP9 signalosome complex subunit 3
Exons: 4
Coding region: 144-1448 (434 amino acids)
Biological process (GO): ubiquitin-dependent protein catabolic process
Cellular component (GO): COP9 signalosome
Source: RefSeq, a predicted model, not a curated record
AGAAACGUCAAAGCUUUGUUUUGGUCGUACGAACAUCAAUUCGCAAAUUUCCUGCGCUUUUCAAGUGAAUUCCUGCAAAAAACCAAAAAAUUCCGGAUAAAAUCCCAUCAGAAACGCCCCAAUUUGUGAUUUAUUGAGUAAGAAUGGCGAGCGCACUCGAACAUUACGUCAAUAAAGUGCGAAACUUGAGUGAAGGCAAUGUUCGUGAGUUAGUGGAUUAUUUGAACGAAUCGCUCGAGUUGCUGACCCGAAAUACCAACAUUUUGGACAAUGUGCUCGAGACGCUCGACAUUCAGCAACACUCGCUCGGUUAUAUGUACAUUUUGCUGGCGAAAUUCGCCGACACACCGGCUGCCACUCAAGCGCUCCUUGACACAGACACGGUUGUGAAACUUCUGCGUAACUUUACGAACUUGUGCAAUGGCGAGCAAGUGAGAUCCGCACCAAAUCAAUUUUUCGAGUUGUAUAAUCGUUUCACGUAUUAUUUGAUCCAUGGAAAGACACAUGUGGCUCUGGGGAUUCCGAUUGUCGCGCAAGCCGUCGAGAAAAUUCGACUUUGUGACUCGCAGCUGACGCCCAUGCAUGCGGAUUUGUGCGUUUUGUGUCUCAGUGCGAAGAUUUUCAAGCCGGCAAUUGCAUUUUUGGAUGUCGAUAUCACGGAAAUUGUCACGACAAACGACAAAAGUAACGAUGCCAAAUCCUUUCUGCUCUAUUAUUACUACGGCGGCAUGAUUUACGCCGCUCUGAAGAAUUUUACGCAGGCACUGUACUUUUUCGAGGUAGCAAUAACGACGCCGGCACUCGCAAUGUCGCACAUCAUGCUGGAGGCGUACAAAAAGUACAUUCUCGUGUCGAUUAUCGAGUUGGGGAAGAUGCAACCGGUGCCGAAAUCCGCAUCGCAGGUCAUCAGUCGCUUCAUGAGACCACUUUCGCAUGCGUAUCACGAGUUGGGCACGGCUUAUGGCAACGGAUCGAGCGAGGAGCUGCGAAAUGUCGUGUUGAAACAUCGCGACACCUAUGAACGCGACAAGAAUUUCGGUUUGGUCAAGCAAGUCAUUGCCUCGUUGUACAAGAAGAACAUCCAACGCUUGACCAAAACUUUUCUCACACUCUCGUUGGCCGACGUUGCGAGUCGUGUUCAGUUAGGAUCUCCAGCGGAAGCUGAAAAAUACAUUUUUAAAAUGAUCAAAUCUGGUGAAAUUUACGCGACAAUCGACCAACGUGACGGCAUGGUGAUCUUCAAAGACAGCUCCGAGAAGUACAAUACGCCGGAAAUGUUCCUGAAAGUGCAGAGUGAUGUCGCCAAGGUCAUGGAAUUGAAUAAGCAGUUGUUGAAAAUGGAAGAGGAAAUUGUUCUCAAUCCGGUGUUCGUUAAGAAGGCAGUUGGAACGCAAGACGAGGAGCUGCCACACGUUAAAGGUUACGCGUAUCAGUCGAUGGAGCAGUAAUUUUUUGCAACGCUGUUGCAGUCGUCGUCUGAUUUAAAAUACUUUUUUUUUGAACAAUGAUAUCAGUAAUAAAUGAAAAAUUCGUAAA